CUCCCUCACUCUCUCUCCUCUCAAUCUCAAAUCUCUGCAACUACUCCCUUAAUUGAUCAUCAAAUUCAAACCCCAUCUGAAGGAACACCCAGAAAUCUCUAACCCCAAUUCAAAACUUCGAUCAUCAAAAUUCCAUAAAAAGCCUCUAUCUUCCUUGAUAACCCUACUACCACUGUACAAACAACAACAAGAAGAGCCAUAACAAGAGCAAGAACUAGGAAGAAGAGGUAGAAGAAGAGGAGAGAGAAGAGUAUAGUAAGGAGAUGGAACUUUUUCCAGCACAACCAGACUUAUCCCUACAAAUCAGCCCUCCAAAUAGCAAACCCACAUCAAGUUGGAGGAGGACAGAAGAUGAGAUGGAUUUGGGUUUCUGGAAGAGAGCUUUGGACUCCAGAAACUCCUCCUUCUCUUCAAUGGCGACCAAACCAGACAACUUUUUCGAGCUCUCCUUGGCGAAUCCAAGGGUUUCUGAGCCCUACUCCAACCAUUUUCAGUUCCACCAGAACAGUAACACCAAUCUCAUCCACUCCUUUCAACAAAAUCAGUACCCAAAUCAUCACCAUCUACAACUGCAACACCAAAUAUUUCAGCAACAACACCAUGGAAUGAGCCCAGAGCUUGGUUUUCUGAGACCCAUUAGUGGAAUUCCAGUAUAUCAAAACCCUCCUUUCCCAUUUUCUCAACAGGGUCUAGAUACUUCUGUAUCUUCUACAACUACUUCUAGUGCCAUUACUUCAAGUUCCUUUCAGUCUCAAGGGCUAAUGCGAUCGAAGUUUUUGUCGAGAUUUCCAGCCAAACGUAGCAUGAGAGCGCCUCGGAUGCGGUGGACUACUACCCUUCAUUCUCGUUUUGUUCAUGCUGUUGAGCUUUUGGGUGGCCAUGAAAGAGCUACACCAAAGUCAGUUCUUGAGCUCAUGGAUGUGAAAGAUCUCACCUUGGCACAUGUUAAAUCCCAUUUACAGAUGUAUCGAACGGUGAAGACCACUGAUAGGGCAGCAGCUUCUUCGGGACAAUCGGAUGUAUUUGAAAACGGGUCAUCUGGGGAUACAUCUGAUGAUUUAAUUUUGGAUAUUCAAAAUUCAAGAAGGUCUGAGGUUACAGUUCAACAGGGAAGGCAAAAUGUGAAUCAAGAUAAGGAUUAUCAUGGCCUCUGGAGCAACUCUUCAAGCAGGGAAGCCUGGUUGCAUGGCAAACCAAGGGAUUGUGGAGGGAACAUAACAACUCUUCAGAAGGACAGGGACGCAAAGGUCCUAAGCUAUGAGAGAAUAUCAGAGGUGAGCUCAUCAAGCCUAUCAGAAACAAGCCCCAAGAAGCCCAAUCUGGAGUUCACUUUAGGAAGGCCACAGUAAUACCACUCUUUACUGGCACUAGUUAUUUUGAAAAUCAUAAUAUCUCUGAUUUGGGAGCUGGUGAAGAGAAUCAGGUACCCACUGUGAAAAUCAGAGAGAAAAGAAAGGAAAAGAAAAAGAAAAGAAAAGAAAAGAAAAGGUGAGCUA
Ilex paraguariensis (yerba mate) is the source of this 1496-nucleotide messenger RNA. The record is from the annotation of a GenBank genome assembly. NCBI's taxonomy places the organism in Eukaryota, Viridiplantae, Streptophyta, Magnoliopsida, Aquifoliales, Aquifoliaceae.